AUUCUAAAACUAAAGACUUUUCUUUUAAUGAAAGCAAUGCAUGGCUUAGGCUUUAUCAUAUGACUCCACUAGUGAAGCUACUUGGAGCGUGUCAAUGAAGGAAGAAGAAACACACACAGAUAAAUUUGCAGUUAUCUCCACUAGACUACCAGAUCGCCUCUUACUCUCAAAGCUUGUACUUCUUUUUCUCACUUAGGGAUGGCUCUACAUUUAGUCUUUCUUGCUUUCUUCUUGUGUCACAGUAGUAGUGUUCUUGUGGUUUCACUGAAUGAUGAAGGUUUCGCUCUCCUGUCAUUCAAAGAAGCCGUAGGAGGCUACCAAGAUUGGUCUCUUGACAACUGGAACUCUUCGGAUGCGAAUCCAUGUUCUUGGAAUGGAGUUACAUGUAAAGAAGAAAAGGUUAUUUCUCUCAGAAUUCCAAACAAGAUGCUUUCCGGGUUUCUUCACCCUGCUCUCGGGACACUUGUCGCACUUCGCCAUGUCAAUCUCAGGAAUAACAAUUUAUAUGGAGGCUUGCCAUCUGAGCUCUUCAAUGCAAAAGGGUUGCAAAGCUUAGUCCUUUCAGGAAAUUCAUUUUCUGGUCCUGUACCUCCAGAGAUAGGGACCCUCAAUUACCUGCAAAUAUUAGAUCUUUCCAAUAACUCAUUCAAUGGCUCCAUACCUUCAUCUUUGGGUCAAUGUAUGAGAUUAAAGUCACUUGUUCUUAGUAGGAACACUUUCUAUGGCUCUCUCCCAGUUAGGUUCGGAAUCGACUUGAUUUCCCUUCAAAACCUCAAUCUGUCCUUCAACAUAUUAAGUGGAUCAAUCCCCAGUAGCAUAGGUAAUUUGUCAAGCUUGCAAGGAACACUAGAUCUUUCUCAUAAUUCCUUCAAUGGUUCCAUUCCUCCAAGCCUCGGAAGCCUUCCUGAGACGCUUUAUAUUGAUCUCAGUUACAACAAUCUCAGUGGCUCCAUACCAGUAAAUGCUGUGCUAUUGAAUUCAGGACCAACAGCUUUUAUUGGCAACCCUCUGCUAUGUGGAACUCCCUUGAAAGUUCCAUGUUCUUCAAGCACUCAAGAUGGAAAUGAUCAAUCCUUGGCUCAAGACCCAUCUCUGAGUUCAGGUACCAACUCUGUCAGGAGUGGGAAAGGUAGCAGCUACUCAAGUGUCAUGACUAUAACUAUUGUUUUUGCCGUAGCUGGAAUAUGCCUUAUGGGACUGGUGUUCACUUACUGGUACAAAAAGGUAUGGACCUGUAAAGGCCUCAAACACGGUGGUGGCGGCUGCAACUGUAAAGAGACUCUCACUAUCAAGAAUGAGAUUUCCUGUUUCAGAAAAGAUUACCUGGAGACUCUCUCAGAGAAUCCUGAGAAUUAUGGUUUCAUUCCAUUAGACUCAAAUAUCGAUUUUGAUCUCGAGAACCUUCUGAGAGCGUCCGCAUUUCUUCUUGGUAAGAGUGGCAUUGGGAUUCUCUAUAGAGUUGCCCUUGCAAAUGGAAUAACUGUGGCAGUAAGAAGAUUAGGAGAUGGAGGCUCCCAGAGGUUUAAGGAGUUCCAAACUGAAGUCGAAGCAAUCGGAAAGGUUAGGCAUCCAAAUAUUGUCAGCCUCCGAGCUUAUUGCUGGUCUGUUGAUGAGAAGUUGCUCAUCUAUGACUACAUACCAAAUGGAGAUCUUGCCACUGCAAUUCAUGGAAAAGCUGGAAUUGUAUCCUAUAAACCUCUUCCAUGGCCUGUCCGUCUAAGAAUCAUUAAAGGAAUGGCGAAAGGCUUGGCUUUUCUUCAUGAAUUCAGUCCAAAGAGGUAUAUCCAUGGAAGUCUGAAGCCUACCAAUGUUCUACUAAGAGAGAACAUGGAACCCUGCAUCUCAGAUUUUGGAAUUGGUCAACUUGUUAACAUAUCUGAAGAGUACCUGACAGAACAAACAACACCAGUUACACCACAACAAAGUUCCCCUUACCAUUUCACCACAGCAAAUUUGUCCAGUACCAGAUCUUAUUAUCAAGCUCCCGAGGCCUCGAAAGUCACAAAGCCCUCACAAAAAUGGGAUGUUUACUCAUAUGGAGUUGUUAUACUAGAGUUGAUUUCAGGGAAGUCGCCAAUGGUUCAAAUGGGUUCUCUCAAAAUGGAUAUAGUUCGAUGGAUUCAGCUGAGCAUCGACGUUGGGAAGCCACUCUCAGCUGUAUUGGAUCCCUUCUUGACUAGAAACCUGGAGAUAGAAAAUGAAGUAUUUCUUAUCAUUAAAAUUGCUCUAGCCUGCGUUCAUAAGAACCCUGAUAAGAGGCCUUCCAUCAAGUAUGUGAGUGACUAUUUGGACAGACUAGCCUAAUCCGCUUAACCAGGGCUAAGCUACUAUCGUGACUGAAGAUUCAUGGUAAUUAAUGAAGUGACUUGAAGACUACUGUGUCAUUAUGUGGCCAGAUCCAAAUCCCUUCUUUUGAAAUUCUCUAAUUUCUUCUGUCAUUGGCAACUAAACAAUAUACAGUUCCUCUCUAGUAUUGUACAUGGUUUUAUA
This is a messenger RNA of Tripterygium wilfordii, 2490 nucleotides long. Its product is annotated as receptor protein kinase-like protein ZAR1. Gene Ontology annotation, molecular function: ATP binding; protein kinase activity; protein binding. Gene Ontology annotation, biological process: protein phosphorylation. The record is from RefSeq and is a predicted model, not a curated record. The transcript is spliced from 2 exons. The coding region runs from base 199 to 2304 and encodes 701 amino acids. Lineage: Eukaryota; Viridiplantae; Streptophyta; Magnoliopsida; Celastrales; Celastraceae.